This is a messenger RNA of Vitrella brassicaformis, 2051 nucleotides long. Lineage: Eukaryota; Vitrellaceae. The record is from the annotation of a GenBank genome assembly.
CCCAGCCGUUCUUAGCGUGUCCAUACCCCAAGUCCGUCCAAAUAAGACAACAAUCAAUGCACUUUGCACACACGCGCCGCACUGUACAUACAAGGACACACGCACCGGGGAAAACACGAUAGAUCCUUGUCACUCACCCACUGUCUGUCUGUCUGCCCUAGCUGCCGGCCCUUCCCUCCCCAUCCAUCAACAGCAUGCACUUGUGCAGCGCAUAUUGCAGCAGGUGGGCCACCACAGGAAUGCUGAUCGAGUUGCCGAUGAGCCCGUACUGCUGACGGGUGGUCACACAUGCGGGGAAGGCAAAUUUCUCGGGGAAGCCGUGCACCCGCAGCAUCUCGCGCGGACUGAAGUAGCGAUAGCGCACACACUCAGCCGCUUCGUCGUCACACGACACACAGACACACCUAAACCUGAAGACAAAGAGAGAAGGAAUGGCGCCAACCAUUGCCUGUGUGCAGGAUGUAGAUCAGAUCAACCUACCUCCUUGUGUCGAGCACGUGUGUGUCGAUGACAUGCCGGUAGGUCUCCAUGCUGACCAGGGUUCCGUCGAUGCGGCAGUCCUCUGGUGAGUCGACGGAAGGGCCGUUGACCUGGAUGGUUUGUUGGGCGGGGGGGUAGGAGGGGAGGGGUCGGCCCUGCCGGUCGCAGAGGAGAAUGGGCCCUGCACGGCCCUCGUUUCUGCCAUAACUGACGGAUGGAAGGGAAGGUCAGAUGCUCUGUGUGUGUGGAUGGCAGGCAUGUGUGCAUGCCUGCCUACCCUUUUGUGAAUGGCAGGCAUGUGUGCAUGCCCUGCCUACCCUUUUGUGAAUGUUGUGGUUGCCCGCGUGUCCUCGCACGCGACGUCAAACAGAAACCUACACCAACAAACACACCGCACCAGACCGUCAGGCAGGCAGGCAUCACACACAUUCCUUCCUCUGCGUCCGUUCCCAUGCCAUGCACCCACCCCGCUCACGGACGUUUCAUUCUUGGUGAAAACAUUUCUGUCGAUCAAGAGAUCCGCCAGAUGUCGUCCCUUCCUCUCCACGUAAUCGCCAACACGACCCAUGUCCGCCGGUAUCUCCCUCCCAUCGACAGCCGGCAUCUCGAAGGCCAUGCUCUCGACGCCUGGUGAAGCCUCUGGUGUCAGAUCACGGGACCGGAUUGCGAUGCAGUAGUAGCGGACGCGUGUGUUGGGAAUGCCCAGCUGAGAGGGGGUGACGAUGAACUGCUCUAUCGCGUAGUGCUGAUCAGAUCAUGGGCGCAGAUCAGAUGCACAUAUGAUAUGUUUGUGCCUGCGUCUGGGUCAAUGUGUACCUGUGAGUGGAGGGCGUCCAUGAGGCGUUUGUGUGACUGCGACUUCUCGAAGCACCGCACGUUCUCAAGAAACAGCAGCCGGGGGGGAUGAGCCAACUCCCUGUCGACAGACCGUGAAUCACACCACCACACACAACUCAUACAGCUGUUUGUCUGCCUUGAUGGCCUGCUCACUUGAUGAUAUCACACAGAUGCAGCAGUCCAGCCGCGCGAGUGUCCUCCGCGUCCAACUGCUUGCCUCUGAAACAAGGAAAACUCAUCCGUGUGCCGCAUGAGUAAGCAUUGGGUCGGUGGUGCUGACUCACCCCCUUGUGUAGGGCUGGCACGGAGGGCUCAUCAGCCACACGUCAGCACGGCCAUCAAACUCAGAGGCUGACAGCGGCUCUAUCAGACCCUGCACGAGCACGCAUAUGGGAGUCAGGACCCAUCAAAUGAAUGUACACCGUUCCUCACACAAACCUGCUGUGGUUGCAUGCCGAAGUUGUGUAGAUAGACUUGAUUGGCGAUGGUGUUGACGUCAAACGCCUUCACGAGGCGAAACGGGAUGCCCACCUGCAGGACACACACCCAAAGCGCCAUUACGGACGCAAACGCCGUGGGUUUGUGGCGGUGGAUGCACGUGUGUUGGUGCGUCCCGUACCCUCUGUGCGGCAUCUUUGAUGGCCAGAUGCAGCCCGCCGAUGCCCGAGAAGAGCUCGAACACCCUCAGCAAAGAUCCGUCUUCACUCAUCGCCCAUUCGCCGCCUCUCUUCGCG